GUGGGAAAUCCUUUAGCCAGACCUCUCACCUCAUUAAACACUGGAGAGUUCAUCCUGGAGAAAGAGCUUACGAGUGCAGUGAAUGUGGUAUUAAUGAGACGGAUCUUAGAGCUGUGGUCCCAGAUAGGUGUGUUGGGUGCUACACCUGGAAAUCCGUACAGUGUGUUUGCUAGAACACCUCAUCUCAGCCUGGAAACCCGAGCAUUUCAGAUGCCAUAUGCCCCGGCUAUACGACGGAUGUGUGCUGACAAACCUGUGGGUGUCCCACUGAGAGCCUGAGGACAGGCAUGGGAUGCGGACACUCCUCAACACAGCCUGGAUCCACGGACACAUAUACCACCGUGUCCACAGAAAACAAGUGUGACCGACACGAGACACAAGCUGCAUUUGUAAAGCACCAGGGUCCCUUGGUGAAGAGAGGUGCCGACACCACCGCAGGUGUGGCCGUGGGAACAGGCACACGCGUACUGCAUAGAGACCUGUGAGACAGGCCUGUGAUAGGGACGUGCCAAAGCUAGUAUUUGAGAUACACACAUACGGUCACACGGUGUCCAUCCACAGAUUGCAUGUGACAAGGCAGACACAGCCUGGCUUGGAGACAACCACCUUCCCCACCACCCCUGCAGGUUUGAUGAUGUGCUGAUGGAAGUGAGAACACACCGGUGAAACCAUGAUCAUGAACCACUGAUGCUCUGGGAGCGGGCUUUCGUGGUGGGGUCCUGCGGAGCGCCGGCGGGGGACAGAGGUGACUCACCGAGAAGGCACGAGGGGAGGCGCUGUCCUCGCCGCACACAGUCGAGUCCGGGUGUCCGCCCACCUCCGGCCUCGCUCAGCCCACCGAGUCCGAUGGCGGCGGCCGCGCGCAGGGACCCGGCUCAGGGCGCUACAGAUUCACUUGGAUCUCCAGGCCAUGCUGCAGUAUCAUUUCCACAUACUGGUCACGUCUGAUACCUGAAAUGUUUGAUUCCAGACUAUGGAGCUGUGUGCUAGGAAAACAGUUACACUUGGUGUCUUUCCAGGUCUGUGUGAUCUCUGAGGAUGUGUUUGUGUUCUUCUCCCGGGAAGAAUGGAUGCUCCUUGAUGAUUCUCAGAGACUUUUGUAUCAGGAUGUGAUGCUGGAAAACUUUGCACUUUUAGCCUCACUGGGAAUUGUAUCCUCCAGAUCACACGCAGUCACCCAACUGGAGCAAAAGGAAGAUCCCCAGAUGCCUGACCAGGUGGCUAUGACCCCAGUCACAGAAAGAGAGGCUCGGAGGGGGCCUGGACUUGGGGGUUGGUGUGCAGUGGAGGAUGAGGCUCCGUCCCCUGAGCAGAGUGUUUCUUCAGAAGGAGUGUCACAAGUCAGGACUCCGGUGGCAGGUCUGAACCCCCAGCCAUGUGACAUAUCUGGCUCAGUAUUGAAAGAAAUCUUACACCUGACUGAAUACCAGGGGGGAGAAGCCAGGCUGGAACCACACACGGGCGGGGCCUGUUGGAAGCACUUCUGGCACGGUGCAAACGUCCAUCAGCACCACACUGCAGAGAAAUCCUUCAGAAGAGAUGAGGGCAGGGACUCGGUGAAAACCUGCAGAUUCUAUGUGCCAGAGAAGACCUAUACACACAGUGAGCGUAGAAGGGACUUUCCAGCCACCUCUGACCUUCUUCAGCACCAGGUCCCCCACAUUAGGAUGAAGCCCCACAAGAACACCAGGCUUGGGGGAGCCCUUCACCCUGGACAGCGGCAUCACAAGUGCAUCGAAUGUGGGAAAUUGUUCACCCGCAAAGACACGCUUACUCGGCACCGGAGAAUCCACACUGGAGAAAGGCCUUAUGAGUGCAGCAAAUGUGGGAAAUUCUUUAGUCAAAGCUGUGACCUUUUUAAACAUGAGACCAUACACACUGGGGAAAGGCCUUACGAGUGCAGUGAAUGUGGGAAAUUCUUUAGACAGAUCUCUGGCCUGAUUGAACACAAGCGAGUUCACACGGGUGAAAGACUCUAUCAGUGCAGUAAUUGUGGAAAAUUCUUUAGCAGUAAGUCUAACCUCAUUAGACACCAAGAAGUUCACACAGGAGCAAGGCCUUAUGUAUGUAGCACAUGUGGGAAGGAGUUCAGCCGCAAACACACACUUGUUCUGCACCAGAGGACUCACACUGGAGAAAGGCCUUAUGAGUGCAGCGAGUGUGGGAAGGCCUUUAGCCAGAGUUCCCACCUUAAUGUGCACUGGAGAAUUCAUGGCAGUGAUUACGAGUGCAGCCGAUGUGGGAAAGCCUUUAGCUGCAUCUCUAAACUCAUUCAGCACCAGAAAGUUCACUCUGGAGAAAAUCCUUAUGAGUGCAGCAGAUGUGGGAAAGCCUUUACCCAAAGGCCAAAUCUUAUUCGGCACUGGAAAGUUCAUACCGGAGAACGGCCCUAUGUGUGCAGCAAAUGUGGGAAAGAGUUUAACCGCAAACACACACUUGUUCUCCAUCAGAAGAUUCAUAAUGGAGAAGAACCUUAAUACCAUAGCAGAUGUGGGGAGUCCUUUAGCCAAGGCCCCCAACUUAUUGUCCAUUUGAGAAUUCCUAGCAGUGAUUAUGAGUGCAGCAGACGUAGGACAGUCUUUACCCAAGGACCAAACUUUAUUCAGCACUGGAAAAUCCACACUGGACAGUGGUACAGGGAAUGUGCCAUCUCCUUGUUCAGCCUAACAGCUCUCCCCAGAGUGAAGCUCUGAGAGGAGGCUUUGUGAGGGAGCCAUCAUUCAGAAGUGGUACCUCACACAUAGGAACCUCUGCACUGGGGAGGUUCCUUGUGAGUGCCUGGUAUGUCAGGUGCUAUCAGGAGCUGUGUUGCACGUUGUAAAUUGCCACCUCCCUUUGCCAGUGGCAGAAACCGUCCCACUAUGACCAUCUAUCAGUUCCACAGUGUGUGUCAGUCACUCCAGCACGCUUAGGCAGGUAGACCUGUGCUGUCUCCACAGUCCCUAGAAGGAGUCAUGAUUGGCCUCCAUGGCCCAUGGGGGGCCUCAUUUUCUCCCUUUUGUCUGGGUUAAGCAUGGGAAAAAUCAGCACACAAGAUGGGUUUUCCAGGUAUCUUGCAAAGGUUUAUCUUCAUGGACUUUUUCAUCUUGUGUGAUGCUCAUUGUGGAUGUGUAUGGUCUCACGGCCUCCAGCCCUGGAAGCACAUGCCUCACUUCACUCAUGUUUGUACAGUAAUAAAGGGCUUAUUCUUUGA
Messenger RNA from Leptonychotes weddellii (Weddell seal), 3193 nucleotides. NCBI's taxonomy places the organism in Eukaryota, Metazoa, Chordata, Mammalia, Carnivora, Phocidae. The record is from RefSeq and is a predicted model, not a curated record.